Messenger RNA from Monodelphis domestica (gray short-tailed opossum), 960 nucleotides. Its product is annotated as olfactory receptor 11H4-like. Gene Ontology annotation, molecular function: olfactory receptor activity; G protein-coupled receptor activity. The record is from RefSeq and is a predicted model, not a curated record. Gene Ontology annotation, biological process: G protein-coupled receptor signaling pathway. Gene Ontology annotation, cellular component: membrane. Lineage: Eukaryota; Metazoa; Chordata; Mammalia; Didelphimorphia; Didelphidae.
UUUGUCUUUUCCACAGCUCAGGAACCAAUGAACAAGUCAGAAGCACACACUGUGACUGAAUUUAUCCUCCUAGGCUUCCCUGGGGACUGGGAGAUACAGAUCUUACUCUUUUCUUUAUUUUUGAUAGUCUAUAUCCUGACCAUGAUAGGAAAUGGGGCCAUCAUCUGUGCAGUGAAGUGGGACCAGAGACUCCACACUCCCAUGUACAUCCUACUGGGGAAUUUUGCCUUCCUAGAGAUCUGGUAUAUCACCUCCACUGUUCCCAGCAUGUUGGAAAACUUCCUCUCAGAGACCAAAACCAUCUCCUUUGCUGGUUGCUUCCUCCAAUUCUAUUUCUUCACCUCUCUUGGUACAACUGAAGCCUACUUCUUAUGCAUCAUGGCUUAUGAUCGUUAUCUUGCCAUCUGCCACCCAUUGCAUUACCCAACCAAAAUGACCUUACAGCACUGUUACACCUUGAUAUCUGUGUGCUGGGUGCUUGGCUUCCUAAGCUAUUUUCUAUCUACUGUACAGAUCUCCCAGCUGACAUUCUGUGGUCCCAACAUCAUUGAUCACUUUAUUUGUGACCUAGAUCCACUCAUGGCUCUAUCAUGUGCCCCUGAUCCUACCACUGAAAUUCUGUCUUAUAUCAUAAGCUCCCUCAUCAUAAUUCUCACUGCAAUCUACAUCCUUGGAUCAUAUAUCCUGUUACUAAGAGCUGUGUUGCAAGUUCCCUCAGCAGCUGGUAGACGAAAAGCCUUCUCCACAUGUGGAUCUCAUCUGGCUGUGGUCUGUCUCUUCUUUGGGAGUCUGAUGAUCAUGUAUGUGAGCCCAACAUCUGACAACUCAGGAGAAGCACAGAAGAUAAUAACCUUGUUCUACUCAGUUGUGACACCAUUUUUAAACCCCCUGAUUUAUAGCCUCCGAAAUAAGGAGAUGAAGGCUGCCCUGAGAAAAGUCAUUGGGAUAUCUUCAGAAUAG